This is a messenger RNA of Penicillium manginii, 990 nucleotides long. It is a transcript of the gene fip1, whose product is annotated as cleavage polyadenylation factor subunit FIP1. Bases 1 to 990 code for a protein of 329 amino acids. Gene Ontology annotation, cellular component: mRNA cleavage and polyadenylation specificity factor complex. Lineage: Eukaryota; Fungi; Ascomycota; Eurotiomycetes; Eurotiales; Aspergillaceae. Gene Ontology annotation, molecular function: RNA binding. The record is from RefSeq and is a predicted model, not a curated record. The transcript has 4 exons.
AUGGACGAAGAAGAAGACGACUUUUACGACCCUGUCGACUCGGUGUCGACCACCCAGAUCGCGAAUGACGGCCCCGAUGCUGCCGCAGGCCAACCGCAGGAGAGCGACGAGAUGGAAGAGGAAGAGGUCGAGCUUGAAUCGGACGACGACGAUUUCAAUAUUAUCACAGAGGCACCUGCUGACGCGCCUCCUCAAGAAGCCUCCCAUCCGCGUCAUGCAAGCUUACGACAAGAGCCACAACGGCCUUCCUCAGCCGACUCAUCUGUCGUCUCGAAAUCCGGCACUCCUUCUGCGACACCCCGUCUAGAUGCCUCGACUCCUGCAACCGCGCCGGCCGCAGCGGCAGCCACGAAACCUACCGCGCCUCAGAAGCCUGGCUCUGCGUAUCCAGGAAUCCACACCUCUACAAUUGAUGUGAACGGGAACCCAGUGCACCCGACAACAGGGAAGCCAAUCAUGGCCACCGACAUGGAUGUCGACUUUCCAACAGACGACAAGCCCUGGCGCCGUCCUGGCUCCGAUAUUUCGGACUUCUUCAACUACGGUUUCGAUGAAUUCACUUGGGUCAGCUAUUGUCUGAAACAACAAGGGACGCGGAAGGAGGUUGAGGAUCAGAAGAGGCAGAUGGACGACAUGCAAUCCUUCCUAGGAAUGGGCAUGCCCCCGAUGCCCGGGGCGCCUCCGGGACCAGCUCCAGCGGCCAACCCCCCCACAGGCUAUGCCUGGCAUGCCCGGUAUGCCGGAUAUGAACCCCGACAUGAUGCAGGUAUGGACCCCAUGGCGUUUAUGCAACAUGCGCAAGCGAUGAUGGGAGGACAACCCGGUGGCGGUGGUCAACAACCGCAAUCCGGGUUUGGCGGCCAGGGACAAGGACCCGGGUUUGGACAGGGACAGGCACAGGGACAGGGGCAGGGACAGAUGGGAUACGGAGGCUACGAGCAGCGUGGGAACUAUGGAGGCGGAGGCCGCGGCCGUGGGAGGAGAUGGUAG